Lineus longissimus is the source of this 1981-nucleotide messenger RNA. Its product is annotated as probable imidazolonepropionase. The transcript is spliced from 8 exons. The coding region runs from base 126 to 1415 and encodes 429 amino acids. The record is from RefSeq and is a predicted model, not a curated record. Gene Ontology annotation, molecular function: imidazolonepropionase activity. NCBI's taxonomy places the organism in Eukaryota, Metazoa, Nemertea, Pilidiophora, Heteronemertea, Lineidae. Gene Ontology annotation, cellular component: cytoplasm.
UACACAAUACAUGUGGCAAGUGUGCUCUUGUUAAUAAACACAAACUACUCAAUUUUCCAUCCUUUUCACCUGUCGAUCAGACAAAUCUAAGACUUCUGUUUAUUCAUGAAUAUCCACAGAACACAAUGGCAUACAGAUUGUUGAUUCAUUCCGCAAAACAAGUGGUGUUUGUUGCUAAAAAUGGUGAGAAAGUUUUGGUUGGAGAUGGCCAGAAAGUAGCCAUAAUGGAAUCGGAAGGGAUUGAUGGCAUAAGCAUUGUCAUAGACAAAGAGGGCAACAUCAAGGAAAUUGGUGAAGACACAGAAAUGCAGAAAAAAUACUCCCCAGAAGAAUUUGAUCAGACAAUAGAUGCAACAGGACUCUGCAUUUUGCCAGGUUUGGUAGAUGGCCACACACAUCCAGUUUGGGACGGGGAUAGAGUUCAUGAAUUUGCUAUGAAGCUUGCUGGCGCCACCUAUAUGGAUGUCCACAAAGCCGGUGGAGGAAUCAACUUCACUGUUGAACGCACCAAAGCAGCCACGGAGGAACAGCUAUUCACAAGUUUCAGAGAACGCCUGGACAGGAUGCUGGCCGCUGGUACGACCCUUGUGGAGUGUAAGAGCGGAUACGGACUGAACUUGGAAACGGAGCUGAAGAUGCUACGAGUGAUUGAGAGAGCGAAACAUGACUUGCCAAUUGACGUGUCCUCCACUUAUUGUGGCGCCCAUUCUGUUCCAAAGGGUUACACAGCCAGUGAAGCUACCGAUGACAUCAUCAAUGUUCAAAUUCCACAUCUCAAGGCUCUUAUAGACGGUGGUGAGCUCAGCGUGGACAAUAUAGAUGUAUUCUGUGAGAAGGGAGUGUUUGACGUGGACCAAUCUAGGAAGAUCUUGGUGGCCGGCAAGAAGAUUGGAUUGAAUAUCAAUUUCCACGGAGAAGAGUUAAACUUAUUGAACUCUGCUCAGAUGGGAGCAGAAAUUGGUGCCAUGGCAAUCAGUCAUUUAGAGGAAGUGUCCGAUGAUGGCAUAGACGCCAUGGCUAAAGCUGGCUGUGUCGCUACGAUCCUACCAACUACUGCCUAUAUCCUGCGUCUGAAGCAACCUCCAGUCAGGAAGAUGAUAGAGAGAGGGGUACCAGUCGCUCUGGGGACGGAUUUUAAUCCUAAUGCAUUUUGUUUGUCAUUGCCACUCGUCAUGCACCUCGCCUGUGUGAACCUGCACAUGACAAUGGAUGAGGCUCUGAUUGGUGCUACACUGAAUGCGGCCGCAUCGCUGGGAAAAGCCACCACCCACGGAUCCAUUGAAGUUGGGAAAGUUGGGGACUUUGUUAUUCUUGAUGCUCCAAGAUGGGAGCAUUUGAUCUACCAAAUGGCUGGACACGAUCACAUCAUCAAGUACGUCGUCAAAAAUGGGAAAAUUGUCAAGGAGCGCAAAUGAUGGAGCUAGUUCGGAACAGAGUUCUAAGAGAGUUUAGCUUCAGUAGGCUACAAAUUGCUAUGGUGUGGUCCCCAAGAUUUAUCUGUAUAAUACCAGUCUGUCACCCUCCAGAGCAACCCCAGUUGUAUGAGCCCAGAUAUUCAUUUUGAGAAAAUAGGUGAAAGGGAUCUGAAAACUCUACUUUUUUCAUUGAAUUUAAACUUCUGAAUGCAUUAUCCGAUUCUAGGGCUGUUUGUUUCCUUCUAUAGGACUUGGCUUACUCUUUCCUUGUGUAAGAGACAAUUUGAAAUAGUCAUAAUGCCCGUUUCACUGGUUUUUCACUGGAGGGCAACAUAUAGGUAGUGAGGAAUCAUUUGAUCUGACUAUAAGUUCAUAUACUGUCGUCUGCAGCUCAAUAUAUUUUGACCAUUGAAUCUUCCAAGGGCAGUUUUAUGUAUGUAUAUGUAUGUUUAUGUAUGAAUAAGAUUCAUUACGAGUGCAGUUAAUGUUUGUUCAUGUAAACAUGAUGCAAUACCAGAUGUAAUUAUUACUUUUGAUUGUUAUGAAGAUUUUGAUAUGAUCAAAUA